GGCAGCACGGCAGCCAGGGUUGUAGGUUCGGUGUAACGGACUGUUGUCGUUCGUCGGGGCCGCGUGUCGAGCUUGUGUCCAGGAAGAAAUGGCCGGGAUUAAAGCUCUCAUCAGCCUGUCCUUCGGAGGGGCCAUUGGCCUAAUGUUCCUCAUGCUGGGAUGUGCCCUCCCUGUGUAUGAUAAAUACUGGCCCUUGUUCCUCCUCUUCUUCUACAUCCUGUCUCCCAUCCCGUACUGCAUCUCGCGGAGAUGGUCGACGACACGGGACUCGGCCAGUAACGCCUGCAAAGAGCUGGCCAUCUUCCUCACGACGGGCAUCGUCAUCUCGGCGUUCGGCCUGCCCGUCGUCUUCGCCAGAGCUGACGUAAUCGCCUGGGGGGCGUGUGCGCUCGUGCUAACGGGCAACGUCGUCAUCUUCGGGACCAUCCUGGGCUUCUUCAUGGUCUUUGGGUCCAAUGACGACUUCAGUUGGCAGCAGUGGUAA
This is a messenger RNA of Cyclopterus lumpus (lumpfish), 484 nucleotides long. Its product is annotated as leptin receptor overlapping transcript-like 1. The record is from RefSeq and is a predicted model, not a curated record. NCBI's taxonomy places the organism in Eukaryota, Metazoa, Chordata, Actinopteri, Perciformes, Cyclopteridae. Gene Ontology annotation, biological process: negative regulation of growth hormone receptor signaling pathway; late endosome to vacuole transport via multivesicular body sorting pathway. Gene Ontology annotation, cellular component: endosome.